Messenger RNA from Tetrapisispora phaffii CBS 4417, 3432 nucleotides. RefSeq names its product valine--tRNA ligase (gene VAS1). Gene Ontology annotation, biological process: valyl-tRNA aminoacylation. The record is from RefSeq and is a predicted model, not a curated record. Gene Ontology annotation, cellular component: cytosol. The transcript has a single exon. NCBI's taxonomy places the organism in Eukaryota, Fungi, Ascomycota, Saccharomycetes, Saccharomycetales, Saccharomycetaceae. Gene Ontology annotation, molecular function: ATP binding; aminoacyl-tRNA deacylase activity; valine-tRNA ligase activity. Bases 1 to 3432 code for a protein of 1143 amino acids.
AUGCUUAAUUUCAAUAAUAAACUUAUAACAUUUAGUUCCAAAAGGCUUUUGAACUUUUCAUAUUCUAAAUUUUCAACUAAUAAAACGUUAAUCAACAAAGAUCUUUAUUCUUUGGAUAGUGGUUUUGGUGCUAGAUAUUAUUCGUUAUUUUCAAAUAAUAAUAACUGUUAUAGAUCUGGUGUUGUUAAUUCCAGCAAGAAAAGAAAUCUCUUAUCCACUAAUUUUAAUCAAUUGCGAUUUUUUAAAAUGAGUGAUCUUGAUAACCUACCUCCAGUCGACCCGGUCACUGGUGAAGUUAUUAUCAAUCCAUUGAAGGAAGAUGGUACUGAAAAGACACCAAAGGAAAUUGAAAAGGAGAAGAAGAAGGCGGAAAAACUUUUGAAGUUUGCCGCAAAGCAAGCAAAGAAAGCUGCCACUGCUUCCACCAAUGAUGCCAAGCCAAAGAAGCCAAAGGCCAAGAAAGAAGUCGAACCUGUCCCGGAAUUCGUCGACAAGACUGUCUCUGGUGAGAAGAAGAUCCUGGUUUCCUUAGAUGACCCAUCAUUAAAGUCCUAUAACCCAGCCAAUGUUGAAAGUUCCUGGUACGAUUGGUGGGUCAAAUCAGGUUUUUUCGAACCUGAAUUCACUGAAGAUGGUAAGAUCAAAUCAGAAGGUUUGUUUUGUAUCCCAGCACCACCACCAAAUGUUACCGGUGCUUUACAUAUUGGACAUGCUUUAACUAUCUCCAUCCAAGAUGCAUUGAUCAGAUACAACAGAAUGAAAGGUAAGACCGUUUUAUAUUUACCAGGUUUCGACCAUGCUGGUAUUGCUACUCAAUCUGUUGUCGAGAAGCAAAUCUGGGCUAAAGAAAAGAAGACUAGACAUGACUACGGUAGAGAAGCUUUUAUUGAUAAAGUAUGGGAAUGGAAAGAGGAGUACCACAACAGAAUUAAGAACCAAAUUCAUUACUUAGGUGCUUCAUACGAUUGGAAUCGUGAAGCAUUUACUUUAGAUCCAAAAUUAUCUAAUGCUGUCGUUGAAGCCUUUGUUAGAUUACACGAUGAAGGAACCAUCUACCGUGCUAAUAGAUUAGUUAACUGGUCUGUUAAGUUGAACACUGCCAUCUCUAAUCUAGAAGUUGAAAACAAGGAUAUUAAAGGUAGAACUCAAUUAAGCGUUCCAAACUAUGACGAAAAAGUGGAAUUUGGUGUUUUAACUUCGUAUUCUUACGAAGUUGUUGAUUCUCCAACUAAUGAAAAGAUUAUCGUCGCUACCACUAGACCAGAAACCUUAUUUGGUGACAGUGCCGUUGCUGUUCAUCCAGAAGAUCCACGUUACAAGCAUUUGCAUGGUAAGUUUGUUCAACAUCCAUUUUUACCAAGAAAGAUGCCAAUCAUUUGUGAUUCCGAAGCUGUUGAAAUGGAAUUUGGUACUGGUGCUGUUAAAAUUACUCCAGCGCAUGACCAAAACGAUUACAACACUGGUAAACGUCACAACUUAGAAUUCAUUAACAUAUUUACUGACGAUGGUUUACUGAACGAAAACUGUGGUCCAGAAUGGCAAGGAAUGAAGAGAUUUGAUGCUAGAACAAAGGUCCUAGAAAAAUUAAAGGAAACUGGUGCUUACAUUGGUCAAGAAGACAACGAAAUGACUAUCCCAACUUGUUCCAGAUCUGGUGAUAUCAUCGAACCAUUAUUAAAACCACAAUGGUGGGUUUCUCAAGGAGAAAUGGCUAAAGAUGCUAUCAAGGCUGUUAGAAAUGGUGAAAUCACUAUUACUCCAAAAUCUUCUGAAGCGGAAUAUUUCCAUUGGUUAGAAAAUAUCCAAGAUUGGUGUAUUUCCAGACAACUAUGGUGGGGUCAUCGUUGUCCAGUUUAUUUCAUUGAUAUUGAAGAACGUGAAUGUGAUAGAAGUGAUGGCUCCUUCUGGGUUGCUGGUAGAAGUAUUGAAGAAGCUCAAGAAAAAGCUGCUGCAAAAUUCCCAGAUGCUAAGUUCUCCUUAGAACAAGAUGAAGAUGUUUUGGACACCUGGUUCUCCUCUGGUCUAUGGCCAUUCUCCACAUUAGGCUGGCCAGAAAAAACCAAGGACCUAGAAACUUUCUAUCCUGUUUCUAUGUUAGAAACCGGUUGGGAUAUCUUAUUCUUCUGGGUCUCUAGAAUGAUUCUAUUAGGUAUAAAAUUAACCGGUUCAGUUCCUUUCAAGGAGGUAUUUUGCCAUUCAUUAGUCCGUGAUGCUCAAGGUCGUAAGAUGUCCAAAUCUUUAGGUAACGUUGUUGAUCCUUUAGAUGUCAUUGGUGGUAUUAAAUUAGAAGAUUUACAUAGUAAAUUAUUAGUUGGUAACUUAGAUCCAAGAGAAGUUGAAAAAGCGAAGCUAGGUCAACAGGAAUCUUAUCCAAACGGUAUCCCACAAUGUGGUACUGAUGCUAUGAGAUUUGCUUUAUGUGCCUACACAACUGGUGGCCGUGACAUUAACUUAGAUAUUUUACGUGUUGAGGGUUACAGGAAGUUCUGUAACAAGAUUUACCAAGCCACUAAGUUUGCGUUAAUGAGAUUGGGUGAUGAUUAUCAACCACCUGCCACUGAAGGUUUAUCUGGAUCUGAAUCAUUAGUUGAAAAAUGGAUUUUAAGUAAAUUAGCACAUACAUCUAAGACAGUCAAUGAGGCUUUAGAAAACCGUGAUUUCUUAAACUCUACAAGUGCUAUAUAUGAAUUCUGGUACUUAAUUUGUGAUAUUUACAUUGAAAACUCUAAAUAUUUGAUCCAAGAAGGUACUCCUGCCCAACAAAAAUCCGCUAAGGAUACUCUAUACAUUUUAAUUGACAAUGCUCUAAAGAUGAUUCAUCCAUUCAUGCCAUUUAUUUCUGAAGAAAUGUGGCAACGUUUGCCAAAGCGUGCUACCGAAAAAGCCGAAUCUAUCGUCAAGGCCUCUUACCCAUUAUACAAAGCUGAAUACGACGACGUUGCCUCAGCUGCUGCUUAUGAAUUAGUUUUGGACAUCACCAAGGAAGCUCGUUCAUUAUUGUCUGAAUUCAAUAUUUUAAAGAACGGUAAGGUCUUCGUUGAAUCCAGCGAUGAGUCAUCAUUUGCUACCGCUACUUCCCAACAAGAUUCUAUUGUAUCUUUAAUCAAAGCCAUUGAUGAAGUUGUUGUUGUAAGUUCUUCUUCUCAAAUUCCACAAGGUUGUGUAUUAAAAUCUGUCAACCCAGAAGUUAAUGUCCAUGUAUUAGUAAAGGGUCAUGUUGAUAUUGAAUCUGAAAUCUCUAAGGUUCAAAAGAAACUGGAAAAGGCUACCAAGAGCAAACAAGGUAUUGAAAAGACCAUGAGUAGUAAAGAUUACGAAUCCAAAGCCAAUGAACAAGCCAAGGAAGCUAAUAAUGCUAAAUUAGAAAACACAAUUGCUGAGAUUGAAGGUUUGGAAGCCACUAUCAGAAACUUAGAAGCUUUAAAGUUAUAG